Molecule: messenger RNA, 327 nt
Organism: Serpula lacrymans var. lacrymans S7.9
Lineage: Eukaryota; Fungi; Basidiomycota; Agaricomycetes; Boletales; Serpulaceae
Exons: 2
Coding region: 1-327 (108 amino acids)
Source: RefSeq, a predicted model, not a curated record
AUGCUGCUUAAUUUCAACUACAACCACUCACUCAUGCUUUGGAAUCCCAUCACCAUGUUCAUGAUAUUUGAAGCUCAACUCACUCUCCUCAAUUAUCAUGCAGCCUCAACGGCACAGAUAGAGUCCCAGGCCAUGCGGUCCUUAAGUUUUCAGGAUGUUGGCUCAUCCGCAGCGGAUAUUGGUGCAGGAAGAAGCAACCAAGACUCUGAUUUGGGCCCAUAUUCACUCAGCAAUGAUUUCAAUGUUCCAUGGGACGUCAGAGAGCAACUGGCUGUGCGUGAAUACGCUCUCAAAGACCAACACCACUUAAUUUUUGCCCAACAAUGA